AAAUACUUAUUUUUAUAUUUUUAAAAAAAGUCUUUGAUUCAUAAUCAAAUUGGCAACUCUCAAUUAACAAGCAUGGCGGAUGAACAGAAAGAAGUAGACGCGCCUGGGAGCGAUGGUUUUCCAGCCCAGAAUCAGCAAAAUGACGACUCUAGCAUAGGGAAUGACGGAGGAGAAAAUGCAGAAACAUCUCCAGGAUCAUAUAGGUCGAGAUCGUAUGGAGGACCAAGCAGCAAUGGGGACCGGUACAACCGUGGCCCACCAAGAUUCAGGGGCCCGCCAGACCAGAUGAGGGGACCAUACGGUGGCGGCGGCGGUGGGCACCGCUCCAGAGGCCCACCCCCAAGGGACUUCCGGAACAGGUUUGGAGGCCCACCUCCGUUUGAUCCGCGUUUCGGACCGCCUCCAAGGAACCGGUUCGGACCUCCGCCAAGGAACAUGCCUCCUAUGCCUCCAAAUAUGCAGCCACCACCCGGAGGAAUGGGAGGUGGCAUGAUGCCCCCUCCCGGCAUGCCACCCCCAGGCAUGCCCCCUUUCUUUCCCCCUCACAUGGGGGGUAUGCCCCCCAUGCCCUUCCCGCAACCACCCCCUAACCAGCAAUCCCAGCAGCAACCACAGCAGAGCGGGCCCAAGCCCGCUGCUUUGACCACGCCCCCUCCCGGAGUCAGUCCGGCAGUGUUUGCCAUCGCCAUGGAUACCAACCAAGAUUUCUGGGUGGAGAAUGCGACGCCAGAAGGAAAGACAUACUUCUUCCAUGCCAAGAAGCGAGAGCCGACGUGGACCAAACCGGAGAACGUGCGUAUCAUCAAGCAGUCGGACCUGAACGCGAUAGCGGCGGCUGCGGGAGUGUCCCAGCAGCCGACCAGCAGUACUGCCACAUCCACAACCAGUGACACUAAGACCACCGAUUCCACUGCUUCUGAUGCCAGCGCAGGGCAGAAGGCAUCAAAUGAUGCUGCCAGCAGCCAACAGUCGGCCACACCCACCACUCAAUCACAGUCCACCCCGCCCACAUCACAGCCCUCCGGGGGGCCCGGGAUGGGCAUGCCCCCACGGAUGAACAUGACCCCUGGCCAGGGGCUGCUGCCGCCACCAGGGGGGAUGAUGCAGCCUCCCAUGGGUAUGCCGCCCCCAGGGGGCAUGCCACCCCCGGGGAUGAUGCCCCCACCUAACUUUGGGCCGUUUGGGGGCCGCAUGCCCCUCCCUGGGAUGCCUGGCAUGCCCCCUAUGCCCAUGCCAGGUAUGAUGCCCCCUAGAAUGCCUGGAGGGAUGCCCAUGCCUGGCGGGGGCAACAUGAUGCAACAGCCGCCAGCUAAUCAGCAACCACCAAAUCAGCAGCAGCAGCAGCAACAGUCGCAACCACCGUCACAACAGAAUCAGUCUGGCCCACAACAAUCUGGCUCAAACCAAUCAACUCCACAGCAACAACAGUCAAACCAGACGAACAACAGUGCUCCUGCCAAGAGUGAAUGGAUGGAGUAUAAGAGCAGUGAUAGUAGGACCUAUUACUACAACACUCGGACCAUGCAAUCUACAUGGGAGAAACCUAAAGAACUGGAAGAAGCCGAGAAAAAAGCAGCGGAGGAGGAAGCCAAGAAGAAAGAAGAGGAGGAAGAGAAGGAGAAAGAGACCGAGACACCGGCAGAAGAGGAGGAGGACAAGGAGGAGAUGGAUGACACAGAAGAAGAUAAACCAGAAGAUAAAGAGGAGGAGAUGGACCAGUCGGAGCCUGUUGUGGAGAGCAAACCCGUGGAGGUUGUGGAAACCAAGAAAGAAGAAGAGAAGCCAGUGGACAAAUCAAAACCAAUCGCUACUAAGCCCAUCCCGGGCACCCCAUGGUGUUUGGUAUGGACUGGCGAUAGCAAGGUAUUCUUCUACAACCCCAGUACAAGGCAGUCUUUGUGGGACAGACCUGAAGAUCUGUUGGGUCGGACAGACGUUGAUAGGAUGGUGCUGGAGAAGCCCCCGCAAGACGAGGAUGAGAAGAAAGAAGAGAAGAAAGAGGAGACGAAGGACCAUGAUGAGGAGGACCACGAGCCCAAGGCCAAGAAGAAGAAGAAGGACAAGCACCAGGGAGAUCCGGAGAAGCUAGCGGCGCUGGAGGCCGAGGUCAAAGCGGCCCGGGAGAGGGCACUGGUUCCCCUUGAGAUCAGGCAGAAGCAGUUCAGAGACAUGCUGCUGGAGAGAGGGGUUUCAGCGUUCUCCACCUGGGAGAAGGAGCUCCACAAGAUCGUCUUUGAUCAGAGGUACCUACUCCUGACUCCCCGGGAGCGGAAGCAUGAGUUUGAGAACUUCAUCAAGACGAGGGCUGACGAGGAGCGCAAGGAGAAGGCCACCAAGGUCAAACAGAGCAAGGAUGACUUCAAGGCUCUCAUGCAGGAGGCCAAACUGACUCCAAAGACCACAUUCAGUGAAUUUGCACAAAAGUAUGGCAAGGAGUCUAGGUUCAAGGCCAUCGAGAAGAUGAGAGAACGAGAGAGCCUCUACAACGAGUACAUGCUGCAGGUCCGCCGACAAGCCAAAGAGGAGGGCAUCAGCAAGGCUGAAAAGAUGAAGAAGGAGUUUAUGGCAAUGUUGGAGGACCACAAGGAGGAGCUGAAGUUCUCUGCCAGUACUCGCUGGAGCAAGGUCAAGGAUCUGAUGAAGUCAGACCCUCGCUAUAAGGGCGUCGAGAGCAGCUCCAAGAGGGAGGACAUCUUCCAUGAUUUCAUCGACCAACAUUUCAAGAAUAACGACGAUGCGGAGAGGCAGAAGCGCAUCGAGGUUAGUUUGCGUGAGCGCGAGAAGGAGGUGCAGAGAACACGGACUGAGCAGCAGAAGGAGCUUGAUAGAGAGAGGGAUCAGUAUAGAAAAGAUGAAGCCCAACAACAUUUUAAUGCUCUACUGGCUGACUUGGUACGUGACUCCGAUGCCAGCUGGCGUGAUACCAGGCGCUCUCUGAGAAAAGACAGCCGCUGGAAGCUGGCAGAGUUGCUUGACCGAGAUGAAAAAGAAAAGAUCUUCAACGAGCACGUUGGCAAUUUAUCUCGCAAGAAGAAAUCAAAGUUCAGGGAACUUCUAGAUGAGACAAAGUCCCUUGAGCUAACAUCGUCGUGGAAGGAAGUUAGGAAGGCCAUCAAGGAAGACCCUCGCUUCACCAAGUUCUCUUCUAGCGAUAGGAAACGUGAGCAUGAGUUUGAUGAUUACAUCAAAGAGAAAUAUUAUGACAGUAGAGUGGCCUUCAAGAAGCUUCUAAAGGAAACCAAGUUCAUCACAUACAAGUCCAAGAAGAUGAUCGAGGAGUCCAAGCAGCACUUUGAGGACAUUGAGAAGGUCCUGCAAAAGGACAAGCGGUACCUCAUCCUGGACUGUGUUCCCAACGAGAGGAAGGACAUGCUGAUGGAAUACAUAGACCAGGUGGCUCGGAGCGGACCUCCCCCGCCCCCGACGGCCUCGGAACCGUCCAGGAGAUCCAUCAUGAAAUGAGGAUCCGGCUCGCUGGAGUGAACCUUGGUCCGUCAGUUCCUGAAAGGACAGUAUUAAGAACGUCUAUACUUUGAUUAUAGCUACUUAGAUUGACUGCACAAUGGGUACUAGUCCAUGGACACCUGUGGAGUUUCCACGUAAAAUGAGCUGAGCCCCGCCCAUCACAGUGGAAGACACGAAGGUUAUUACCUGAUAAGGACCGGACUAGGUUCCAAGGACGGGUGUGGAUGAAGUGUUCCCCUAGCUUGUAAGACCAACGGGCAUGCAUUUUGAUGAGACUAUUAAGAAUGUUGCCGAUUGCACCUUGAGGAAUGGCUUUCCGAAUGGGAACGUAUCACUUUUGCCUGAAUGAAGCCGCCAUGUGUGAUUGAGGCUGAUGCUGAUACCUAAGGCAUCUAUAAAUGGAAGAUUCUUUCUGGAAUUCUGUGUAGAAGCUAUGGAAACCAUAAUAAGGGUUCCGCAAUCAGGCCCAUGGGCCGGUCGUCUGAAUAUUUCUUGAUCUUUAAUCUAAUCUUUACCAUUGUAAAUCUUGUAAUAGAAUUUGAAAGCACUCUUUUGAUAGGUGGCAGUGUGUCCUUGGACCUGGUCAUAUGACAAAAGUGUACGAUGUAAAGCCUCAGGUGCAUCUCAUUUCUGUCAUCUUGUGACAAUAAAUUAAGAUAACGGAUUAAAUAAUUUUCAAAAUACCAGCUAUGGUCUUUCUAAUUCUAUCCAGUUUUGUGCUGUUAUGUUGUAAUUGCACGUCAUGUUUCAUGUUUGUAAGAUGAUGAGAUCGCAAUUCUUGCUACAAACAGAAUGCCCUUCUGAAGUUGUGGGAAGUUCGUGCAUUUAUAAAGUGAUUAUUCAGCGUGAUUCAGUGCAUCCACAGAGUUCAAGUUCUGAGUCUGAAUGAAUGCACUUAAUUGUGAAGAAUACAACACCAUCCAAAAAAGAUUUUGGAUGGUGUUGUAAAAAGAAUUCCCUUGUACAUAUUUUUCAGCUUGACUGGUCAUUCUGAUGUGACUAUGCAGUUGCGCUGAAGACAUUAAACUGUUGCACACUGAAUCAGGGUGCUAUCCGUAGACAACCUUGGGGAAUUGGAAUUAAGUGGUAUACAGAGUGAAAAUAUUGGUUAAAAUAUUGACCAUAUCUGCAGCUGAAUGAUGAGAAUUUUGAGCUAUUCAUACACUGUAACUGUGAUCACAAGCAACUUUGAGUUAUUGCAGUCUUUUUCAACAGUCACAACCAGGGGCGAAUCAAGAAUAUACCAGAAGGUGGGACAAGAGUUUCUGACUUGCAUAAACAAAGUCUAAAGAAAGGGGGGUCACAUGCUCCAACCCCCCCCCCCUUCUUCCUUUGAUCUAUGCCUGAUUUUCAGGUUUAUAACUUUUCAAAUCGAUUUUAGGCUUAAAUUUAUCACCCCGAAAAUCUCAAUUUUCAUCAUGCAUAACUGUUUACCAACUCUGUUAAUUUUGUUAUAUUUAUGAAGUCCUGUUAUUGCAAUUUGUGAAUUAUUUUCUCUUCCCGUUUCUUGCAAGUGUUUUAAAGUGCAGAAUUAUUAUUUGUGAUUUCAGCUUUCCAAUAAUGCUAAUGAAAUGUACAUUAUGUCUAUACUAUCAUUAUUGACACUGAUUAAUUCCAAUGUAAAUUUUUGAACAAAAUUUUUUUCUGCGAGUCAUAAUGAAGAAGAGUAUAAAACGCUUCAUUUUAUAACAAGCUUCUUAUGAUGCUAAUUUGUUGACUGUAUAUGGUUUUUUUUUUAGACAAAACCAAAUUUACAAACUGAUGAGUGAAAUGUUAUUUUAUCCUCGUCAUGUCAAUUAAAUUAUGAAUGUUUUAUUUAUAAUAUUACUACAAGUAAUUGAAUAUUUUAAGUUAAAUCACAAAUAUACUAACGUCAAAUUUGAAGUUCAAUUCAGCAUUUUAUAGCUCUUAAAUACAUCUUAAUUACUGGCACAUCAAUUAGUAUUUACUCUUUUUGUUUUUAUGAAUUAUGUUGUCAGAAAAACCUGUAUGACAGCAUUACUUUGAAAUUGAAUCAUUCUAGUUGCAUUGUAUCCCCACUGCACAGUAAUUCUCAUAACUGGUAGUUCUCUCCUAAAGUUGCUGUAUGUUAGUGUCGUUAAGUUAAUGACUUGUGAUCCUUUCUCAUUGUAAAUGAUGUACACCAAAUUUUCAUUUAUAUUGUUUUAGCACCUAAGAAAGGAUCACCAGUCAUUUGUAAAGUAUUUCAUAACUUACAGCUUUUAUGAAAUAUAUACUUGAUCCACAAAAUUGACAUUUAUUGUAGGAUAUUUUCUUUUAAUGGAAUCAGUCCUCUUGUAAUGUUAACCCAAAUAAUGAUUAUACUGUAGAAUGGGGAGAAAGGUUAGGGGUGGAGGGAUUGCAAUUGUUUCCCUCGGUAUGAAUUAAAUGCUUAGUUGUCCAUGCCUUGUUUAGUGAAUUCAGUCGCAGAUGAUCUAUAGAUUUGGAGCAGAAAAUGUUGAAACAUUGCAGCUAGAUAUCCUUGAUAUACUGGAGGGGGCAGUACACUCCAACUGUCCCUCCCCCCCCCCUGCCCUGGCUUAUAGGAGUUAGGCUAUUAAAUUUAAUAUUCUUGAUCGAGUAUAAUUGAAAUAAUUCUUGAUUGAGGUAGCGGGGGGGGGGGGGUAUUUUAGCUAAUUCUACAACUAUCACUUUGCCAAUAUCUCUUUUUUUCAUGUAUGUUGGAAAUUUAGCUGAUGAAUUUAAUCUAUUUGAUUUAGAAAUAACUGGUAGAUAUACAUAAGAAGCUAAGGCACCUUUCUAGAUGUCUAAGCCACUAUUCAACUCAACUGCCACUCACUCAGCACCUUUGCCAUUGUUUAAUUAAUCCCUUGAUAUCGAUGGCCAAUCAGAAUUAGAGUUGUAUGCACAUUUUGUUUAAAACACUGACAAGGAACCAAUUGGAAUUGUCCUUUCACAUUUACAAUCCAUCGCAAACAUUCGGGUUACAGGGGCCUGUGAGAGCCAAUGUGAAAUCCUUCCCAGCCCUGUAGCUGCUAAAAGACAAUGGAUAUGGGGACACCACCAUGCUUGGCUACUCAAAACUUGUAUGUUCUCACACUGCUUAAAACUUCACUAUAACCUUCACACUUGAUUUGUUUUUAAAUUUUAUUUUUUAAUGUCACUCACAUUGUUCCAUACAUGAUCAGGCCAUAUCAAGACAUAUGUUAUUACAUACUGUAUGUGAGUAAAAAGUAAGAUACUGUUAAACAUUAUGUAAAGUUCGUACAUCUCUAGAUCCAAAUGAACUUCACUUUCAGUCAAUGUUGUACUAUUUUGUUGUGUUUUUUGAUGGAAUAAAGGUAAGGAUUUUUUCAAUGGA
This is a messenger RNA of Lytechinus variegatus (green sea urchin), 6787 nucleotides long. RefSeq names its product transcription elongation regulator 1-like. Bases 73 to 3462 code for a protein of 1129 amino acids. The transcript is spliced from 19 exons. Gene Ontology annotation, molecular function: RNA polymerase binding; transcription coregulator activity. Lineage: Eukaryota; Metazoa; Echinodermata; Echinoidea; Temnopleuroida; Toxopneustidae. Gene Ontology annotation, cellular component: nucleus. The record is from RefSeq and is a predicted model, not a curated record.